This is a messenger RNA of Cynara cardunculus var. scolymus (artichoke), 5091 nucleotides long. RefSeq lists its product as uncharacterized. The transcript has 9 exons. Lineage: Eukaryota; Viridiplantae; Streptophyta; Magnoliopsida; Asterales; Asteraceae. The record is from RefSeq and is a predicted model, not a curated record. Bases 709 to 4605 code for a protein of 1298 amino acids.
UUGAAAAACCCCUUUCUCUUCAAUCUGCAGGAAAGAAAAAAACCCCACAAAUUCGCAACCUUAAUCUCUCCAUCCGAUUCUCCCAAACCCUUCUCUCAAAUUUCACGAUCAUUGCUUCAUAAUUCCAACCCCCAAACCCACAAAUUCAAUCCAUUUUUAUUCGUUUGAAAUUACUCCUUCAUUCCUAGAUUGGUUGAUGUGAUAUAAUCUGACAUAACCCUUUUUGGUGUUAGGGUUUUGUUGACAAUCUUUUUACCGAUUUUUAUGAUCAGAUUUUCGGAGUAAUUUUUUCAACUUUCCCAGAUUUUUCUCUUCUUAGGGGUUGUUUCUAGGGUUCCUGAGAAAAAAAAAGAAGUUUUAUCGAGGUUGACAUUUUCAGGGCCACAAUUGAUAACAAGAACACCUUAUAUUUCUAAUCAUUGUUUAGACCUUUUAGCUAGUAAUCUCUUCUGGGUAUUACAUACCCAAUUAGUGAUUUUUACAUCUAUGUGCAAAUAUAUGUGUGUAUGUAUGUUUUUGGUAUUUGAAACCUGUAAUUGCUAGUUUUGGAGAGCAAAAAGUUCGUUUUUUUUGGGAAAGUUAGAAGUGAGGUUUUCUUGUAUUAGGGGAUUGAUUCUUUUUUGAUUUUUUUUCUGUGUUGCUGUGAUUAGUUUUGUGUGUGGGGUUUCUUGGACUUAGUGUAGUUGAGUUAGUAUUGAAUAGUUGUGUAUGGGAGAGCUUGAGGGAUGGUCACAGAUGGGGGGUGGUGGUGGUGGUGGUGGCCGCCUAUUGCCAAAUGGGUUACUGCCAAAUGCAGGCCCAUUGAUAGAGAGUUUAGAUUCAGAGAGAUGGUUAAAGGCUGAAGAGAGGACAGCAGAGCUUAUUACUUGCAUUCAGCCAAACCAACCUUCCGAAGAACGAAGAAAUGCGGUUGCUGAUUAUGUUCAGCGACUUAUCAUGAAGUGUUUCCCCUGUCAGGUUUUUACGUUUGGGUCUGUACCUCUUAAAACAUAUUUACCUGAUGGGGAUAUCGACUUAACAGCCUUCAGUAGUAAUCCAAACUUGAAAGACUCGUGGGCCAGUGAGGUCCGUGAUUUGUUGGAAACUGAAGAGAAGAACGAGAACGCUGAGUUUCAUGUAAAGGAAGUUCAGUACAUUCAAGCAGAAGUGAAGAUUAUAAAGUGUCUUGUGGAGAACAUUGUGGUAGACAUAUCUUUUAACCAGCUUGGAGGACUUUGCACCCUUUGCUUUCUUGAGGAGGUUGACAAUUUGAUAAACCAGAAUCAUUUGUUUAAGCGUAGCAUUAUACUGAUCAAAGCAUGGUGUUACUACGAGAGUCGUAUAUUGGGUGCUCAUCAUGGACUUAUUUCCACUUAUGCCCUUGAGACCUUGGUUCUUUACAUAUUCCAUGUUUUCAACAAUUCUUUUGCGGGCCCACUUGAGGUGCUUUACCGUUUCCUGGAGUUCUUCAGUAAUUUCGAUUGGGACAAUUUCUGUGUUAGCUUGUGGGGCCCUGUACCAAUAAGUUCACUUCCAGAUGUAACCGCGGAGCCACCUCGAAAAGACAGUGGAGAAUUGCUGCUUAACAAAGUGUUUCUCGAUGCUUGUAGCUCCGUGUAUGCCGUUUUUCCUGGUGGUCAAGACAGUCAAGGGCAAUCUUUCCUCUCGAAACAUUGUAAUGUUAUCGAUCCACUUCGUGUGAGUAAUAAUCUUGGGCGAAGUGUCAGUAAAGGUAAUUUUUUCAGAAUACGAAGUGCGUUUGCAUUUGGGGCGAAAAGGCUGGCGAGAUUGCUCGACUGCCCGAAAGAAAAUCUCGUUGCAGAAGUAAACCAGUUUUUUACCAACACGUGGGACCGACAUGGUAACGGUAUUCGUCCUGAUGCUCCCGUUAUCGAUUCCUUGAUUUUGAAAUUAUCAAUCGAAACUCAAAUUAGCGAUUCAAGUGGCAAAAAGUUAGAAUCGGUCAUUCCUGAGAGUGAGUUUGAAGAGAUUCACUCUACCAAUUUUCGGUCAGAAAGUCAACCUAAGACUGGUGUAGUUACCGUGGUUCCUCGUUCCCAAACCCCAAAGAGUUACGGAAACUUGAAGGAGGCUGCUCCGGUUCAGGCUGCAAAUGCUAAUAAGGGACAACGGAGUUUGAAAUCCGGUCAUUUGGUCAAUGACAUUCAACGGUCUCCGUUUGCUAGAACGCGAUCGAGCCCUGAGUUAACCGAUACUUACAAAUAUGUUCCUUUCCAAGGGACCCGUAAUAAAGCACCCGAAACCGAAAAUACCCCUCCGGAAACGCAUAGCGGAUCAAAUAGUUACCAUCGUAACAGAAGGAAGAAUGUCGAACCUGAGCCAUUGAAUCGUGUUGGUCGAUCUUCAGGCGACGAGCCUUCAUCUGUACUCCAUAAUCCACCUCAUCAAAGUUUCGAGACCCCUAUUGAAUCAAAUAUGGAUUCGAAUGUGUAUCACCUGGAAGAUAUGCAUCAAGAGGAACAAGAUCUUGUGAAUAUGAUGGCGUCUUCUGCAUUUCAUGGUUUCAACGGGCAGGUUCAUAUGCCGAUGAAUUUAGCAUCCGGGCAUUUACCGUUUCCAAUCUCGCCAUCUUUUCUAGCUUCGUUGGGAUACACGCAACGGAAUUUGGCCGGAAUGGUUCCGACAAAUAUGUCGUUCGAUCCUGCAUUUUCCAGUAUGCAGUUUCCUCAAGGUUUGGUUUCUCCACAACUAACUCAUUACUUUUCUGGAGUCGGAAUGACGCCAAACUCCGGAGAUCCGGUUGACCCUCUUAACGAAAAUCUUGGUUCUGUGGAAAUGAACUCGGGUGAUGACCACCAUGACUUCUGGCGGGACCCAGAUCGUGGGAAUUCCGAACUCAUUCCACAAGAUGAUAAACCUCAGUCAUCGUCUACCGGGAUGAAUUACGUCCCACCCCCUCGUCGUGUAGGUGGGUCCGGUGGGUUAGUCCGAAAUCAACAAAAGUAUAACAAGGAGAAACGCGAUCGAUUGAGAGAUAACAACAAUCAUUUGGAUCAUCCCCAAUAUCAAGAAAAUAAAGGAAACGAUGCUUAUUCUGAUGAAAGAACAACGAGUUCAAGAUUCUCGUCUGCUGCCCACACUAAUUCUCUAAGAAGUAAAACUUCCUCCGAGAGUUCUUGGGAUGAAUCGUCAACAGUCUCGAGGUCAACAAAGGAAAAAAGAGGAAAGAAAACCGUCAUCCCUACAGAGUCAUCUGACCGUAUGCAAUCCGAGGACAAUGAGCAGGAGUGGGUCCCACCAACGAAUUUGGGCUCCGAGUUGGUGGACAGAAGCUUGGAAUCUCAAGCGGUUGGUCCUAUUCAUGUUCCUAGACCUCAUUUACCCGGUAUUGAACCGGCUCAAACAAGUGGUUCCGGUUCAGUAAUUCCUAUGGCUCCGAUGAUUAUCGGUUCAAACCCUAGACAACGGAUGAUGGAUAAUUCUGGGGUUACACAACCCUUAACGUUCUAUCCUACCGGGCCACCGGUUCCAUUUCUCACGAUGCUUCCAUUUAAUUACGUCCCAUCUGAGAAUGGAGGAUCAGAUGCAUCCACUAGCCAUUUCGGUGUGGAUGAGGGUUUAGAUAACGGUGAUAUUGGUCAGAGUUUUCAUUCCGAAGGGCUCGAACAGUCUGACGAUUUCAGUUUGAGAGGGGCUAAUCCCGGUGAGACCCCGGAUGAACCCAAGUCCGAUAUUCUUAAUAGCGAUUUUGCUAGCCAUUGGCAGAAUCUACAGUUUGGCCGAUUUUGCCAAAGUCCGCUACACCAUGGGCCCACGGUAUAUCCUUCUCCUGUCAUGGUGCCACCGGUUUAUUUGCAAGGUCGGGUCCCAUGGGAUGGUCCAGGAAGACCCCUGCCAAAUAUGAACUUAGUUACGCAGCUCAUGAAUUAUGGACCACGGCUGGUUCCUGUUGCACCUCUUCAGUCCGUUCCCAAUAGACCUCCUAACGUUUACCAACAUUAUGUGGAAGAUAUGCCGAGAUAUCGUAGUGGUACUGGAACAUAUCUACCAAAUCCUAAGGUUGCUGUACGGGAUCGUCAUUCUUCAGGCUCUCGAAGGGGGAACUACAACUACGAUAGAAGUGAAAAUCAUGUGGAUAGAGAAGGUAACUGGAACGGUAAUUCGAAAUCACGUGGUUCUGGCCGCAACCAUAGUCGUGGUCAAAUGGAUAAGUCAAACGCUAGGUUGGACCGGUUGGGUUCCGGUGUCGGAAGUCGGAGCGACAGGUCAAUGGGUUCACACAGACAUGAUUCCUUUUCUACAUACCAAUCACAAAACGGGCCAUCACAUCCUAGCUCAAGUCAAAGUGGGCCCGCUAAUGUGACGUAUGGCAUGUACCCUUUACCGGGUUCGAACCUGAGUGGAGUCCCAUCUAAUGGAUCAAAUGGUCCGGCUGUUGUGAUGGUGUAUCCAUUUGAGCAAAAUGCUGGUUUUUCUUCACACAGUGAGCAGCUCGAGUUUGGGUCGUUUGGUCCUGCGGGCUUUGCGGGUAUGAAUGAGCAAUCACCGCGGGCUGAAGGAAGUCUUACCAGGGGGACGUUAGAGGAACAUAGGUUAUAUGGGGCAUCCGUUCAACGGGCUUCACCAGAUCAGCCAUCAUCUCCCCAUCAUCAAAGGAGGGUAUGAUUAUUUGUCUAUCCAUCUUGGUUGCUCAAAGUGUUGAUAAAGCAAAGACAUUGAGAGCUGCGGAAAACGUGGCUUUUGGGAACUAAAAAUGAUGAAGAAAAGAAAGCAGCAGCAGGGUCGUGGUGCCACCGGAGUCAUCUCGUGCAAGUUCUUGAUUUUCGCUCUCAUGUGCUAGCGGCUGUGGUUCUAAUGUAAAAUGAUGGUGGUGGAGGGCGAUGGUCGUGGGAAGAGAAGUCUUGUUUUUCUGUUGGUGGCUAAAGGGUGGUGAGUGGUGGCCGCCACUGCCGCCGAUAUGUAGUCUUAACUCGUGUUACAAGGUCUUUUUUUUACCCUGUUAUACAAUUGUUACCCAUGUUUUUACUGAUGAUGAUGUUAGGGUUUUUAGUAAGGAAAGAUUUGUACCAAUUUCUAUGGAUCCUUUUGUCAUGUAGCAUUUACAGUUAAUGAUGAUGAUGAUAGAAGUUUCACAAUUUCUGUCAUGUCUUU